AGACAUUGACUUAAUAAACACAAAACGUUUAAAUCACUUAAUGUCUGAACAAUAUGUGCAAGAAAUAAACUAAGCAAACGAAAUUUUGUUGAUUGUUUGAAAGUAAACUGAGUUUCUCAGGAGGAUUGUGAGGCCGAAUUGUUAUAAAAGUGUCGGAGAACCAGCAGCAAGUCAUAAGCUGCAGUUUCUGUAGUUGAAUCAAACUAAAGGAACAAUGCAGGCGACACGAGCAUCCCUGUGGGGCUCACUCCUCCUGAUAAUAGGAGCGACUAAUUUGCAGAUAUCCAACGCUCAAACUGAAAACAUUCGGCUCGUUGGAGGGGAAAAUGCCUACGAAGGUCGUAUUGAGGUUCUACACGACGGCGGAUGGGGAACGGUUUGUGACGACUCCUUCACAGACGUUGACGCACAGGUAGCUUGCCGCUCUCUGGGACUGACCGGGGGAGUCGCGCUCACACAUGCACACUUCGGUCAAGGAAGUGGGCAGAUUUGGAUGGAUAACCUAGCGUGCGAUGGAACGGAGAACGCUCUUGACGAGUGUGGCCACAAUGGAUGGGGAUCACACAACUGUGGGCAUCACGAAGACGCCGGCGUGGCAUGCGAAGCACCAGCAGCCGAACCUGACAUUCGGCUUGUUGGAGGCACCAAUGCUCUUGAAGGGCGCGUAGAGAUCAAACACAACGGAGUAUGGGGAACGGUCUGUGAUGACUCCUUUUAUGACAGUGACGCCGAAGUGGUCUGCCGUUCGUUGGGACUAAGUGGCGGGACGGUCCGAUGCUGUGCAGCGUUCGGUCAAGGGAGCGGGCAGAUUUGGCUGGAUGAUGUAACAUGCAGCGGAUACUCUGAAGACUCGCUUGGCGAUUGCUAUCACAGGGGAUGGGGAAGCCACAACUGCGCGCACAGCGAAGAUGUGGGAGUCGUAUGCGAAUCAGCAUCCGAUUAUUCAUCCUACGAUUAUUCAUCCUACGAUUACUCAUCGUACGAUUAUUCAUCCUACGAUUAUUCGUCCGAUUACUCAUCAUACGAUUAUACUUCCGAUUACUCAUCCUACGAUUAUUCGUCUGAUUACUCAUCCUACGAUUAUUCUUCUGAUUAUUCAUCCUUCGAUUAUUCAUCCUACGAUUACUCAUCCUACGAUUAUUCAUCCUACGAUUAUUCAUCCUACGAUUAUUCAUCCUACGAUUACUCAUCCUACGAUUAUUCAUCGUACGAUUAUUCAUCCUACGAUUACUCAUCCUACGAUUAUUCAUCCUACGAUUAUUCAUCCUACGAUUAUUCAUCGUACGCCGAACCUGACAUUCGGCUUGUUGGAGGCACCAAUGCUCUUGAAGGGCGCGUAGAGAUCAAACACAACGGAGUAUGGGGAACGGUCUGUGAUGACUCCUUUUAUAACAGUGACGCCGAAGUGGUCUGCCGUUCGUUGGGACUAAGUGGCGGGACGGUCCGAUGCUGUGCAGCGUUCGGUCAAGGGAGCGGGCAGAUUUGGCUGGAUGAUGUGACAUGCAGCGGAUACUCUGGAGACUCGCUUGGCGGUUGCUAUCACAGGGGAUGGGGAAGCCACAACUGCGCGCACUAUGAAGAUGUGGGAGUCGUAUGCGAACCAGCAUGUGAUUAUUCAUCGUAUGAUUAUUCAUCGUACGAUUACUCAUCGUACGAUUACUCAUCCGAUUACUCAUCCUACGAUUAUUCAUCCUACGAUUACUCAUCCUACGAUUAUUCGUCCGAUUACUCAUCCUACGAUUACUCAUCCUAUGAUUACUCAUCCUACGAUUAUUCGUCCUACGAUUACUCAUCCUACGAUUACUCAUCCUAUGAUUAUUCAUCGUACGAUUAUUCAUCCUCCGAUUACUCAUCCUACGAUUACUCAUCCUACGAUUACUCAUCCUACGAUUAUUCAUCAUAUGGUUGUCGAUCCGAUCAGUUCCAAUGCUACGACGGUCAAUGUAUACCAGGUUCUUGGAUAUGUGAUAAUGACAACGACUGUAGAUAUGGCGAGGACGAAUACAAUUGUGGUGAUUACACAACGAGUUCCCCCUGGAGACCGUGGACUACCGAGUCUAAUAAUUUGCCACCAUGGACAACAGGGUCAUCCGCUUGUGGAUCCGAUCAGUUCCAAUGCUACAACGGUAAUUGUAUUCCAGGCUCCUGGCAAUGUGAUUAUAUCAACGAUUGCUCAUAUAACGAGGACGAACAAAAUUGUGGUGAAUACACGACAUAUUCAUGGCCACCCUGGGAACCGGAGCCUACCGAGUCUUAUGGUUGCAUGCCCGACGAAUUCAGAUGUUCCAAUGGUUCUUGUAUACCUCAUUAUUGGAUUUGUGAUCAUUUCACCGAUUGUCCCAACGACGAAGAUGAGGAGGAUUGCGAUUACCCCACACCAAACCCUGCAGGCUAUUUCGAAUGCCCAGAAGGCACUAUCAUACCUAGCAGCGACCAAUGCAACGGAUACGUGGACUGCUCAGAUCACUCUGACGAAGCGUUUUGUGGACCGACUUGCCAAUGGUAUGAAGAAUUCGAAUGCGCGGAUGGCAUGUGCAUUUCGAGCGACCAGUUCUGCGAUGGCGUCAACGACUGCCCAUUAUAUGGCGAGGACGAGUGGUAUUGCGAUUUCGAUUAUGGUUCCUGGUCCUAUUAUGAUUCCUGGUCCUAUUAUGAUUCCUGGUCCGACUACUGGCCUUCGUACUCCUACUGGCCCUCCGAGCCUGACAGUGGUACUUGCAUGAAUAUGUGUUCCUGCGGCGAGACUGGCGACGGCGGGAUCGACCAAUGUAGAUCUGGAGACUGCUACUGCGAUGACAUCUGCAAACGUUUCGGCGACUGUUGCUUAGAUAAGGACUACUACUGCCCAGUGCAAGAAUCAGGACUAGAUGGCGGCCUAUACUACAUUGAGAAAGUCCAAGAGUUACCGGUUCACGUCCGACGACGACGCGCAGCUGAGGGACAAAAGCGCCGAGCUCGCCGAUCAGGCCCUAAAGAGGUCGACCAGGAAAGAGCCCGAAGACGAGAGGACCAAGCAAAGCGCCUUGAGGGACGCCGAGCUCGCGCUGCGGAGAAGGCAAGACGAGUGCGACAAGCCGAAGCCUAAUAUCCCAGUGUGGAAAGAUGCAUCAGCAUGCUAGAUGAUUAACGUUCACAUCAAAAUGAAAUUACAGUUACUCAUAAUUACAUCACACAGUUACAUCACACAAUUCUACAAUUACAGUUACACUUCAGUACAUCAUUCAUGUGUAUACUCCCCAACUUAAGAUUUUGUAAGCAUGUUUUUGUCCUUGCUCAGACUGCCUGUCCUUAAAAGACGUAACAAUGUUCGUGUAUGUAAUAAUCUCUACCAAAAAUUCCAGAUCACUCAAUUAUCUACAUAUUCAUAUUGCUUUUAUAAAUACGAUAAUUCAUAACGCGGGGGCAAUAGAUUUUGAUUAAAGAAAGUAAUGUACAAGACAACAAAUUAAAACAAUUACUGAUAUGUAUCGAUUUGUUGCAUCAAUCACAUUGUAAAUAGAAAUAUAAUAUAUAAUUCUUAAUGAUACCUUGUCGGUAAUUUCAUGGUAAAAUAAUUUUAUUCCUCUUUUCAAGAAAGGAGUAAAUCCAUUGCGCUGCUGUGCGGGCAUUGGUCUCCGUUUCUUUGUUCUUGUUAAUUGAAUAAAUUAUUGUGAACGAGAAAAAU
This is a messenger RNA of Lytechinus pictus (painted urchin), 3664 nucleotides long. Its product is annotated as deleted in malignant brain tumors 1 protein-like. Lineage: Eukaryota; Metazoa; Echinodermata; Echinoidea; Temnopleuroida; Toxopneustidae. Gene Ontology annotation, molecular function: protein binding. Gene Ontology annotation, cellular component: membrane. Bases 215 to 3085 code for a protein of 956 amino acids. The transcript is spliced from 17 exons. The record is from RefSeq and is a predicted model, not a curated record.